Beauveria bassiana ARSEF 2860 is the source of this 822-nucleotide messenger RNA. Its product is annotated as m7G tRNA methyltransferase. The transcript is spliced from 3 exons. Gene Ontology annotation, biological process: tRNA methylation; RNA (guanine-N7)-methylation. Lineage: Eukaryota; Fungi; Ascomycota; Sordariomycetes; Hypocreales; Cordycipitaceae. Gene Ontology annotation, cellular component: tRNA methyltransferase complex. The coding region runs from base 1 to 822 and encodes 273 amino acids. The record is from RefSeq and is a predicted model, not a curated record. Gene Ontology annotation, molecular function: tRNA (guanine(46)-N7)-methyltransferase activity.
AUGUCGGAGACUGCGGCGCCAAGAAAGACGCACCGUGCUAAAUUUCAGGCCGCUCGAGACAAGCAAAAUGCCGUCGAACUUCCCCGCAAGCGCUUCUAUCGCCAAAGAGCUCACGCGAAUCCAUUCUCGGACCACGCUUUAGAAUACCCUGCGUCUCCGGCGGACAUGGACUGGGGAAAAUACUACCCCGAAUACGUAGCAGAAUCCACAGCCGAUGACGCCCGCUCAAGUCAACCAAGACCUCUGAAGCAGGAUGUCGAGAUUGUCGACAUUGGCUGCGGCUAUGGCGGCCUCCUCGUCGCCCUCUCACCUCUCCUACCCAACACACUCAUGCUUGGCCUCGAAAUCCGUUCCCAAGUCACCGCCUUUGUCCAAGAGCGCAUCCACGCCCUCCGUCAGCAAAACCCCCAAGCCUACCAAAACGCCGCCUGCAUCCGCGCCAACACCAUGAAGUUUCUGCCCAACUUUUUCCGCAAAGCCCAGCUCAGCAAAAUCUUCAUCUGCUUCCCGGACCCGCACUUUAAAGCCCGCAAGCACAAGGCGCGCAUCGUCUCGGCGACGCUCAACUCCGAGUACGCGUACGCGCUGCGGCCCGGCGGCGUCGUCUACACAAUCACCGACGUCGAGGCCCUGCACGAGUGGAUGGUGGAGCACCUCGAGGCGCACCCGGCGUUUGAGCGCGUCGUCGCCGAGGACGAGGUCGAGGGGGACCCGUGCGUGGCCGUCAUGAGAGCCGAGACGGAGGAGGGCAAAAAGGUGGCGCGCAACAAGGGGCUCAAGUUUGUGGCCCUGUUUCGGAGGAGAGAGGAUCCGCCGUGGUAA